UAAAACAGCAGAACCUUUUUCUUUUCUCCUUCCUCUUUCUGACUUCCUCUAUCCUUUCCAAGUUCCAAUUUACCCAUUACUUACUCCACCACCAGGCACCAGGUACUCUCACCCUCUCAGUGGAAGGUACAAGAGUGGUUUUCCAGUGAUGGGUCCUCCCACAUUGGCAAUGGAUAACAAAAGCUCUCCCCAACUCUCACCAGAUGCAAUCAAGAAUUUGUAUACCUCUCAAGCGGAAACCCAAAAGCUUUUUGCCUCAGUCAGCAUGGGGAAAGAAAAACCCUUCGACUUUUUCCGUGUUUUAGUUGAUGGUGUCAUAGCAGGAGGCACUGCUGGUGUUGUUGUCGAAACAUCUUUGUAUCCAAUUGAUACAAUCAAGACUCGUCUACAGGCAGUUCGUGGAGGAGGAAAGAUUGUUUUGAAGGGCCUUUAUAAUGGAUUGGCUGGAAAUCUUGCUGGUGUCCUACCGGCGUCUGCCAUAUUUGUUGGUGUCUACGAACCAACAAAGCAGAAAUUGUUGAAGAUGUUUCCUGAAAAUCUGAGUGCUUUUGCGCAUUUGACUGCAGGAGCCAUUGGAGGGGCGGCAUCUUCUCUUGUUCGUGUACCAACAGAGGUUGUGAAAACAAGGAUGCAAACUGGACAAUUUGUUUCUGCUCCUGAUGCUGUUCGUCUAAUUGUUCGUAAGGAGGGUUUCAGGGGUCUAUAUGCGGGUUACAGCUCCUUCCUGUUAAGAGAUUUGCCAUUUGAUGCUAUGCAGUUUUGUAUUUAUGAGCAGAUUCGAAUAGGUUACAAACUUGCCGCAAAGAGGGAUUUGAAUGAUGCAGAGAAUGCUGUUAUUGGUGCCUUUUCUGGAGCAAUAACUGGCGCUAUAACCACUCCACUCGACGUAAUAAAGACGAGAUUAAUGGUUCAGGGAUCCGCAAACCAGUAUAAAGGAAUUGUAGAUUGUGUUCAGACCAUAGUUAGAGAAGAAGGCGCCCCUGCUCUCCUGAAGGGUAUUGGGCCAAGAGUUCUUUGGAUAGGUAUUGGCGGUUCAAUUUUCUUUGGUGUUCUUGAGAGGACGAAGUUGUUACUUGCACAAAGGCGUGAUGGGAAACAAACCCCAGAAGAAUCCUUCAAGAAGGAUUGAUAUGAACCUCUUCCCAUGUUUCAAUUUAGAAUAUCAUUCGGUAUUUUCAUUCUUUUCAUACCUUUUGUUGCUGUACUGUAGAUGAUAGUUAGGGCGUCAAGGAAUUCAAGUACGACAUCAUGGAAAAUGCAGUUUUGUAACAGUCGACUUAAGAGUGAAAAAACUAGACAAUUGUAGUCUCUCAUCUUAAUUUUAGUCCUCCGUAUGAUUUUAUUCUUUCUGUUUGCAGUUUUA
Messenger RNA from Papaver somniferum (opium poppy), 1363 nucleotides. Its product is annotated as S-adenosylmethionine carrier 1, chloroplastic/mitochondrial-like. Gene Ontology annotation, cellular component: mitochondrial inner membrane. The transcript has 13 exons. Gene Ontology annotation, biological process: transmembrane transport. Gene Ontology annotation, molecular function: S-adenosyl-L-methionine transmembrane transporter activity. Lineage: Eukaryota; Viridiplantae; Streptophyta; Magnoliopsida; Ranunculales; Papaveraceae. The coding region runs from base 149 to 1129 and encodes 326 amino acids. The record is from RefSeq and is a predicted model, not a curated record.